CAACAAGGUUAUUUAUCUUUAAACUUAUCUAUUUAUAUUACAGAAUGCCUCGGCGGCGUCUAUUAAAAUUAUUAUUUAUUGGAAAAUUACGGGUUUCAUGUAAACAUUAUUCAACCGCCGGCGACCCAACAAAAUUGGUAAAUCUCAGCGAAUUUACACCGGAUAAAAUUCGAAAUUUCGGAAUUGUUGCACAUGUUGAUCAUGGAAAAUCAACGCUGGCCGAUCGGCUUCUAGAAAUGUGUGGUGCGGUUCCCCCAGGACAAAAGCAGAUGCUGGACAAAUUACAAGUUGAACGGGAACGAGGAAUUACUGUAAAAGCUCAAACUGCAGCUUUACGACAUCGUGGAUAUCUUCUGAAUUUAAUUGAUACUCCCGGACACGUAGAUUUUUCAGCAGAGGUUUCCCGAAGUUUAGCAGUAUGUGAUGGUAUUCUUCUACUCGUGGCUGCAAAUCAAGGUGUUCAAGCUCAAACUAUUGCGAAUUUUUGGCUAGCCUUCGAGAAAAACAUUCAAAUUAUUCCAGUUAUUAACAAGAUUGAUCUUCCUGGAGCAGAUAUCAAGUCAGUUGAGACUCAACUGAAGAAUUUGUUUGAAUUCAAUCCAGAAGAAUGUCUUCACAUUUCUGCAAAAUCUGGGUUGAAUGUGGAUAAAGUUUUAGAAGCUAUAAUUGACCGUGUUCCAGCACCCACAGCAAUUAUAGACGCUCCUUUUAGAUCAAUGAUUUUCGAUUCGUAUUUCGAUCAUUUUCGCGGAGCAAUUGCACAUAUUAUGGUAAAAGAAGGUUCUGUGAAGAAAGGAGAUAAAAUUCAAUCAUAUCAAAAUGAGAAAGUAUAUGAUGUAUCAGAAGUUGGAGUGAUGCGACCAGAAAUGGUAAAAUGCACAGAAUUAAGAGCCGGUCAAGUUGGAUAUCUGGUGUGUAAUAUGAGGACAGUUAACGAAGCUGUGGUUGGAGAGACACUUUUCGCUGAAACAACUUCUCGGGAUUCUGUAAAAACAUUCGCUGAAAUUAAAGGAGUGAAACCAACCGUAUAUGCUGGCUUAUUUCCAGUCGAAACAUCAGAUUAUGAAAGUCUAAAACAGGCUGUGGAACGAUUAUGCCUUAAUGAUCCUUCGGUUACUGUAAUUCCCGAUUCAAGCAAAGCACUUGGACUUGGAUGGAGAAUCGGGUUUCUUGGUGUUUUACACAUGGAAGUUUUCGGAGCUCGUCUAUCACAAGAAUACGAUGCAAGUGUGAUCCUUUGCCAACCAAGUGUAGAAUAUCGAGCGAAGAUUAAGGAUAAUGAGACGAUUCGAAAAAAGCGGUAUGAUGGAAUGGAGGAGAUUCGAAUUCUUGAUCCAAGCAAGUUCCCCGAUGAAAGUGAUGUAGAUAGCUUCCUAGAACCAAUGGUAAAAGUCCGAAUGAUUGUUCCAAAUGAAAUGAUGGGUACUGUCAAUGGAUUGUGCUCCGAAUGUCGUGGUGAACGAGGAGAGAUCACAUCGAUCGAUUCGACUCGUCUCGUGAUCCUUUGGAGGCUUCCACUUGCAGAAGUUGCUGUUGAUUUCUUUGAAAGACUCAAGAAAUUGACAAGUGGAUAUGCAUCGUUUGACUAUGAGCCCGAUGGAUGGCAGGAUACUCGGCUGGUGAAACUUACAAUUCUUAUCAACAGUAAAGAGGUCAGUGAAUUCUCGCAAAUCAUACCAGCGGCAAUGGCGAGAGAUCGUGCAAAGAUCUUAGUUCAACGUCUGAAACGAGAAAUUCCACGACAGCAAUUUGAAGUUACAAUUAAAGCUUGCAUUGGUUCCUCAACGAAAGCAUUAUCUCAAAUUGUUAUCCAGCCAAUGAAACGAGACUUCUCGCAGCUAUUGAAGGGAAACUUUGGUGGUGGAGGAAUGGAACGACUCAAUAAGAAACUCAGUCAUCAGAAGAAAGGAAAAGAGCGGAUGAAAAUGGUUGGAAAUGUGCAGAUUCCUAAAGAAGCGUUCCUAAAUGUUCUUAAGAGAUAGUGUUUUUAAAUAUUUAGAUACUAGAGUGUGUAGGUUAAUUGUUUAUUCUUGUUUUCAUUUUUGUUUUUUUUGUUUUAAUAUAACAAUUUUAAAGGUUU
This is a messenger RNA of Caenorhabditis elegans, 2080 nucleotides long. Its product is annotated as Translation factor GUF1 homolog, mitochondrial. The transcript is spliced from 6 exons. NCBI's taxonomy places the organism in Eukaryota, Metazoa, Nematoda, Chromadorea, Rhabditida, Rhabditidae. The record is from RefSeq and is marked reviewed. Gene Ontology annotation, cellular component: mitochondrial inner membrane; mitochondrial matrix. Gene Ontology annotation, biological process: positive regulation of translation. Gene Ontology annotation, molecular function: ribosome binding; GTPase activity; GTP binding. Bases 45 to 1982 code for a protein of 645 amino acids.